Alosa alosa (allis shad) is the source of this 1309-nucleotide messenger RNA. RefSeq names its product P2Y purinoceptor 13-like. Lineage: Eukaryota; Metazoa; Chordata; Actinopteri; Clupeiformes; Clupeidae. Gene Ontology annotation, biological process: G protein-coupled receptor signaling pathway. Gene Ontology annotation, molecular function: G protein-coupled purinergic nucleotide receptor activity. The record is from RefSeq and is a predicted model, not a curated record. Gene Ontology annotation, cellular component: membrane.
CCACAGUGCAGAACAUACUGAGUAUCACACACACACAGGCCCUCACACACUCGGAGACAUCUGCUGUGGACAGUAGGGCUGGCUGAUAUUCCCCUGGACUUCUCCGGUUGUGUGUGUGGGGGGGAUGAACUCGAGCCUGUUGAACAUGUCCAGCCUGAUGAACGUGUCCAGUCUGUCGAACACAUGGAGCCUGGGGAACGUGUCGAGCGUGGGGAACGUGUCGAGCGUGGGGAACGUGUCCGGUGUGGCGUCGCGGUGCGCGCGUGACGUGAGCGUGACGGCGGUCCUGUUCCCCUGCCUGUACGGGCUGCUGCUGGCCGCGGGGCUGCUGCUCAACACCGUGGCGCUCUGGAUCUUCCUGGACAUCCGCUCCUCCUCCACCUUCCUGGUCUACCUGAAGAACCUGCUGGCGGCCGACCUGCUGAUGGCGCUCACGCUGCCGUUCAAGCUGCUGUCGGACGCAGGCGUGGGCGGGUGGACACUGCGGGCAUUCCACUGCCGCUACAGUGCCGUGCUCUUCUACGUCAGCAUGUACAUGUCCAUCCUGCUCCUGGGACUCAUCAGCCUCGACCGAUACCUCAAGGUGGUGCGGCCAUUCGGACGCUGCGCUCUACAGAAGGUUUCGGUGGGCCGCGGUGUCUGCGCGGUCGUCUGGGCAACCAUGCUGGCACUGGCCCUGCCCAACAUGGUGCUUAGCAACCAGCUGCCCAAGCAGGAGCAGGGAAGACUCCGAUGCAGCGACAUGAAGAGCCACGCAGGACUACAGUGGCAUGAAGGCUUCAACUACUUCUGCCAGGUGCUGUUUUGGGGAACACUGCUUCUCAUGGUGGUGUGUUACACGUUCAUCAGUAAGAAAGUGUACCAGUCAUAUCGCACCUCACAGAGCAACUCACACUCCGCCAGCCAGAGAACUAAAGCAAAGGUGUUUGUGGUGGUGGGCGUGUUCUUCGUGGUGCUUCUCUUCCAUUCCACACCACCGUCACGUGGUUCCGCCGGGACGAUCACCGCCACGCCAGCCGCGAAGCCCUCCUCCGCCUCACCCAGCAUUACCCUCCACCCACCACGAGAUGCCCAGUGCCCACAAGAUGCCCAGUGCCCACAAGAUGCCCAGUGCCCACAAGAUACCCAGUGCCUACGAGAUGCCCAGUGCCCACAAGAUGCCCAGUGCCCACAAGAUGCCCAGUGCCUAGAUGCCCAGUGCCCACAAGAUGCCCAGUGCUCAGGAGCCACUAGCAACAGGAGCAGCAUCAACAACAUCAGCCCCAGAAGCAUGAAGUCUAACAUGCUGAACACACACAGCAUCGCAUAG